Dibothriocephalus latus is the source of this 579-nucleotide messenger RNA. NCBI's taxonomy places the organism in Eukaryota, Metazoa, Platyhelminthes, Cestoda, Diphyllobothriidea, Diphyllobothriidae. The record is from the annotation of a GenBank genome assembly.
AUUUGUUGUAAAAUGGACUUCUGUGAUACUCCAUUGGAUAUUGAUCCCGGCUUGUUUGACGCCAAACCCACUGGAAGCAUUACUAGCGGCUCUAGUACCUCAGAUGGUGUUACAGAGCUCCGGCGAAGUUACAAACCAGUUCCAGUGGAGGAAAAAGAAUCGCUGGAAUAUGCUAUCCGGCGCAAGCAGAAUAACCAGGCUGUAAGGCGCUGCCGAACUCUGGGAAAAGUAAAGCACAAGAGCCUUCUUAUAAAGACUGCCGGUUACCAGAACCUUUCCGAAAAAUACCGUACCGCCACGGGCGAAAUGGAAGCUGCUCGAAAAACCCUUGAGACACUUUUCCGACAACAACUUAUCUCCGGCUCCGCUGCCCAAGAAGUUCAAAAGGUUCGAUUAGCAAUUGAAGCGGAGGCAAAAUCCCGGUCUCUAUUUGAUUCUAGAAUUGAAUCUGCGCGGCAGCAGUACUUGGCUCAACUGGAGGAUCUCUCGAAGGACGCAGAGAUACUGCAGUCUCCAGAACUGUCCAGUCAUUCCAGCGAGGCCUCAUUUCCCUCCUCGGAGUCCACUUCUUUCCCAUAA